Molecule: messenger RNA, 525 nt
Organism: Eublepharis macularius
Lineage: Eukaryota; Metazoa; Chordata; Lepidosauria; Squamata; Eublepharidae
Product: cGMP-dependent protein kinase 1-like
Exons: 1
Coding region: 128-397 (89 amino acids)
Source: RefSeq, a predicted model, not a curated record
UCUCCCUCUCUCGCCCUCGCCCGCUCUUGCUUAGAGGCUCCAUUCACUGCGCGCUCGCCUGGGCUGCUGCUCCGCUCCCGCGGCUCCGACGGGAUAGCAAAGUUGGAAGCGAAGCGGGCUGGGAAACAUGAGCGAGCUGGAAGGGGACUUCGCCAAGGUCUUGCAGCUGAAAGAUGAGCGGAUCAAGGAGCUGGAGAAGCGCUUGUCGGAGAAGGACGAGGAGAUCCAGGAGCUGAAGAGGAAGCUGCACAAGUGCCAGUCGGUGCUCCCCGCGCCCACCACCCACAUCGGCCCGCGCACCACCCGGGCGCAGGGCAUCUCCGCCGAGCCCCAGACCUACCGCUCCUUCCACGACCUCCGGCAGGCGUUUCGGAAAUUCACCAAGUCCGAGAGGUAGGCGCGGACCGGGACCGGGGAGGGGGCUGCGCGUGCCGCUGUGGCACGUCUCGCGCCCGGGGUCUCGCGCAGCCCCCGCCCGGGACGCCCUCGUGGAGCCUGGGGCGGAGCUGGGCGGAGGGCGUGUGU